Daphnia pulex (common water flea) is the source of this 3222-nucleotide messenger RNA. RefSeq names its product C-1-tetrahydrofolate synthase, cytoplasmic-like (gene pug). The transcript has 21 exons. Bases 83 to 2992 code for a protein of 969 amino acids. NCBI's taxonomy places the organism in Eukaryota, Metazoa, Arthropoda, Branchiopoda, Diplostraca, Daphniidae. Gene Ontology annotation, biological process: tetrahydrofolate interconversion. The record is from RefSeq and is a predicted model, not a curated record. Gene Ontology annotation, molecular function: formate-tetrahydrofolate ligase activity; methylenetetrahydrofolate dehydrogenase (NADP+) activity; ATP binding. Gene Ontology annotation, cellular component: cytosol.
ACUGUUUACUAACACCCGGGAAAUGCGAAGUUUUGACGGACUCGCUACAUUAUUAUUUAUUAUCGCCCAAGGUUGUUUUUAAAUGAACUUUGUAGUCUGCGUCUUGAAAGACACAGUAAAGUCGUGGAAAAAUUUAUCACGAAGUUUCUACAGAGAGUUUUCAAUUUCCAACCAUCCUAUAAUGGAGCAAUAUGGUCAAUUGCUUUCUGGCACGGAAGUUGCAAAAAAUAUCAGAGCUGCUUUGGCUGAACAAGUUAAACAACUGAAAGAACAAUGUUCUGGCCUUACUCCUGGACUUACAAUCAUUCAAGUGGGUGCUCGAGAAGAUUCAAAUGUCUACAUUCGAAUGAAAAUGAAAGCUGCUGAAGAAAUUGGUAUUAAAGCCACACAUACUGUCUUUCCAUCUUCAACUACUCAAGCUGAGCUUCUCAGAAUACUCAAUAAAAUUAACUUGGACCCUAGUGUCCAUGGCAUAAUUGUGCAAAUGCCAUUGGAUUCUGUGAAUGUGAUUGAUUCUACUCUCAUCACAGAUUCAGUAAACCCAAGCAAAGAUGUUGAUGGAUUAAAUACUAUUAAUCAGGGAAAACUAGCUGUUGGGGAUUUAGCUUCUGGGUUUCUUCCUUGUACUCCAAAUGGCUGCAUGGAAUUAAUCAAAAGAACAGGGAUAAAAAUUGAGGGAAGCCAAGCAGUUGUUAUUGGACGGAGUAAGAUUGUCGGAACUCCUGCUGCCGAACUUCUAAAAUGGCAUAAUGCAACUGUUACAGUUUGUCAUUCAAAAACAAAAAACUUGCCUGAAGUGGUUUCUGGUGCAGACAUACUUAUCGUUGGUAUUGGACAGCCUAAUAUGGUAAAAGGAGACUGGAUAAAGCAAGGUGCAGUUGUGAUAGAUUGCGGCAUCAAUUCUAUUCCAGAUCCGACAAAGGCGUCAGGUUCUAGGUUGGUGGGAGAUGUAGAUUUUGAAACUGCUAAAAUGAAAUCCAGUUGGAUUACUCCAGUUCCUGGUGGAGUUGGUCCAAUGACGGUAGCCAUGCUUAUGAAAAAUACAGUUAUUGCUGCUCAAAAAGCAGCGUUCAAACUAUCCAAUACCCAGUGGAACUUAUCCCUUCUGCCACUUAAGUUGAGCGAACCAGUACCGCGAGAUAUCGAUAUAGCUCGUAGCCAAACCCCGAAAAAUGUCAUGGAAUUGGCUGAAGAAAUCGGAUUAUCUAUGUCCGAUGUUGAGCUAUAUGGUUCCACAAAAGCCAAAGUUAACAUCAACAUUUUGGAACGAUUGGCUGAAAAACCCCUCGGAAAAUACGUCAUUGUUUGCGGAAUAACUCCAACGCCAUUAGGAGAAGGAAAAUCAACUACGACAAUCGGUUUAUCUCAAGCAAUCGGCGCUCAUUUGAAAAAGAAUGUGUUUGCUUGUGUGAGGCAACCUUCUCAAGGACCAACCUUUGGGAUCAAAGGGGGUGCGGCGGGAGGUGGAUACUCUCAAGUUAUUCCCAUGGAAGAGUUCAAUUUGCAUUUGACCGGUGAUAUCCAUGCAAUCACGGCUGCCAAUAAUCUUCUUGCCGCUCAAAUUGAAGCUCGAAUGUUUCAUGAAGCAACUCAAUCAGAUAAAGCCUUGUAUGCUCGCCUUGUGCCAAAGGAUAAAGGCACACGCAAAUUUUCAGCUAUUCAAGUAAGACGAUUAACUAAGCUGGGCAUCAACAAAUCUGACCCUGAUUCAUUAACUGAUGAAGAAAUUCACAAUUUUGCUCGUCUAGAUAUCGAUCCCACAACUAUUACUUGGCAAAGAGUUAUGGAUACGAACGACAGAUUUUUACGUAAGAUUCGAGUUGGGUUGAGCGAUACGGAAAAGGGACAUGAGCGUGAUUGUCAAUUCGAUAUUUCCGUAGCAAGUGAAAUAAUGGCAGUUUUAGCUUUGACCACAGGUUAUGCUGAUUUCCGAUCCCGAUUGGGCCAAAUGGUAGUAGCCUCUAGUAAACAAGGAGUACCGAUAACCGCUGAUGAUUUGGGUGCAAGUGGUGCUUUGAUGGUGCUGAUGAAAGAUGCUAUUCAUCCGACUCUGAUGCAAACGCUUGAAGGAACCCCGGUCUUUGUACAUGCCGGACCAUUUGCCAAUAUUGCACAUGGAAAUUCGUCUAUUAUAGCAGACCAGAUUGCACUACGAUUAGUAGGCCGCGAAGGAUUUGUUUUGACAGAAGCAGGAUUCGGAGCAGAUAUAGGAUUGGAAAAGUUCAUCCAUAUCAAAUGUAGAGCUUCAGGUUUGAAACCAGAUGUUGUCGUCUUGGUCGCUACAGUACGUGCUCUGAAAAUGCAUGGUGGUGGUCCUCAGGUUGUUCCAGGAAAUCCAAUUCCAGCUGCGUAUUUAGAGCCCAACUGCGCAUUAGUGGAAACAGGGUUUUCUAAUCUUAAAAAACAUAUUGAAAACAUACGGAAAUUUGGUCUGCAAGUCGUUGUUGCAAUCAAUCGUUUCACGACGGAUUCAGACGAAGAACUGGGUUUCCUCCAGCGUUUGUGUAAAGAAAAUGGAGCAUUUGAUGCUGUAGUUUGCUCACACUGGGCGACUGGCAGUCAAGGAGCUGCGACCUUAGCGGAAGCGGUUGCCAAAGCUGCUGAACAGCCGUCUGAUUUUAGGUAUUUGUAUGACUUGGAACAAUCAAUUGAAGAAAAAAUUGAAGUCAUCGCUAAGGAAGUCUAUGGCGCCGAAAAAAUCGAAAUAUCUCCUGCAGCUAAGGUUCAAAUCGAACGCUACAAGCUUCAGGGAUUUAAUAAUUUCCCAAUCUGUAUGGCGAAAACUCACUUAUCGUUGUCGCACGACCCUUCACUAAAAGGAGCUCCUACUGGCUUCACUCUCCCAAUUCGAGAAGUGAGAGCUAGUGUUGGAGCCGGAUUUUUGUACCCUCUAGUUGGAACGAUGAGUACGAUGCCAGGACUUCCAACCCGCCCAGCCAUUUUUGAUAUUGAUUUGAACUUGGAAACAGGCAACAUUGAAGGCCUGUUCUAGUACAGAGGUUUUAAUAAAAGUGGCCUUUUGAAUUCGUAGUAUUGCCAAUAGUAAAAUCAGUGAAUCAUAUAAUCGAGAAAAAAACAAUCUUGCAAUAUAUCUGUGCAAUAUCUAUCAUAAUUGGUAUAGUCUACCUAAAUGAUCAGAUUUGCUUGGAAUAAUUUGCUUGGAUAUAACUGCACUAUUUUUUUAAAGUUUCAUAUGCUAAUACAUUAUUAUUAUAGAAUUGA